Nannospalax galili (Upper Galilee mountains blind mole rat) is the source of this 2776-nucleotide messenger RNA. It is a transcript of the gene Pla2g4e, whose product is annotated as phospholipase A2 group IVE. Gene Ontology annotation, molecular function: calcium-dependent phospholipid binding; calcium ion binding. Lineage: Eukaryota; Metazoa; Chordata; Mammalia; Rodentia; Spalacidae. Bases 1 to 2637 code for a protein of 878 amino acids. The transcript is spliced from 20 exons. The record is from RefSeq and is a predicted model, not a curated record. Gene Ontology annotation, cellular component: cytosol. Gene Ontology annotation, biological process: glycerophospholipid catabolic process.
AUGCAGUCUAUCCCAGCCUCCAGAGAGGUGGACCUGGAGGGAAUGAACCAAGCCUUGGAAGACCAUCAUAGUCUGGGGACCAACAUGUUCUUCCCACAGAACCUACAAGAGAAUCAAGAAGACAAUAGGUCAGGAAGAAAUUUCAGUGACUUUGAAGACACUCAGGACCUUGAAACUCCCAAGUGUCUACAUUUACUUUCCAUAGCCUCCUGCAACUCUCAGGAGGGGACGUCUCCAUGCCACCUGUUGACAGUGAGGGUCAUCCGGAUGAAGAAUGUUCGGCGGGCUGAUAUUUUGAGCCAGACAGACUGCUUUGUGAGCCUCUGGCUGCCUACUGCCUCUCAGGAAAAGCUGAGGACCAGGACCAUCUCCAACUGCCUACACCCAGAGUGGAAUGAGAGCUUCACCUUCCAGAUCCAGACUCAAGUGAAGAAUGUGCUGGAGUUGAGUGUCUGUGAUGAAGACACAGUGACACCAGAUGAUCAUCUCUUGACGGUUCUCUAUGACCUCUCUAAGCUCUGCUUUCGGAAUAAAACCCACGUGAAGUUCCCACUCAACCCAGAGGGAAUGGAAGAGCUAGAGGUGGAGUUCCUGCUUGCAGAGAGUCCUUCUCCUCCGGAAACCCUCACCACCAACGGCGUGCUUGUGUCUCGUCAAGUCUCUUGCUUGGAGGUUCAUGCAGAAUCCAGGAGGCAGAGGCAGAGGAAGAGGAAAAAAACUAAAGACCUCCUGGUGGCAGUAACAGACUCCUUUGAGAAUACCCAGUGCAUCUCACCCUGUAUGGAACCCUGCUGCCCCAACCCUGCCUGCUUCCACUACCCUAAGUACUUCCAGCCCCAGCUACUUGUAGAAGUGCCUAAGAGCUGCUGGAACUGCAGGUUUUGCUGCUGUGGAGCGCACAAGGAUGGCCCUGUCUGUCAAUCCCUCAAUUGCCUUUCUGAUGGUCAGGCAGUGACCCUGCCUGUGGGCGAAAACUUUGAAUUACACAUGAAGUCCACACCCUGCCCUGACACGCUGGAUGUGCGGCUAGGCUUUAGCCUGUGCCAAAAAGAGAUGGAGUUCCUGCAGAAGCGGAAGGUGGUGGUGGCUGAGGCACUGCGGCAGGUGCUGCAGCUGGAGGAAGACCUGCCUGAGGAUGAGGUACCACUAAUAGCCAUCAUGGCCACUGGGGGUGGAGCAAGGUCUAUGACUGCCAUGUAUGGCCACCUGCUGGGGCUGCAGAAGCUGAACCUCCUGAACUGUUCCACUUACAUCACCGGCUUGUCAGGUGCCACCUGGACCAUGGCUACCUUGUACAGUGACCCUGAGUGGUCUUCCAAAAACCUGGAGCCUGCUGUCUUUGAGGCCCGGAGACAUGCUGUCAAAGACAAGAUGCCUGCCCUGUUCCCAGACCAGCUCUGCAAAUGCCGAGAAGAGCUCCAACAGCACAGCCAGGAGGGCUACAGGGUCACCCUAACAGACUUCUGGGGCAAGCUGAUCGAGUAUUGUCUGGGGGACAAGAAAAAUGAAUGCAAACUGUCAGAGCAGCGUGCUGCUUUAUGCCGGGGCCAGAACCCUCUGCCAAUCUACCUCACCAUCAAUGUCAAGGAUGAUGUAAGCAACCAGGAUUUCAGAGAAUGGUUCGAGUUCUCCCCCUAUGAGGUGGGCAUGCAAAAGUAUGGGGCCUUCAUCCCUACUGAGCUCUUUGGCUCCGAGUUCUUCAUGGGGCGGCUGAUGAAGAGGAUCCCUGAGCCAGAGAUGUGCCACAUGCUAGGUUUAUGGAGCAGCAUCUUCUCCCUGAACCUGCUUGAUGCCUGGAAUUUGUCACACACCUCAGAAGAGUUUUUUUACAGAUGGACAAGGGAGAAACUACAAGACAUUGAAGAUGAGCCACUUUUGCCUGAAAUCCCCAGAUGUGAUGCUAACCCUUUGGAAACCACAGUAGUAAUCCCAGGGUCAUGGCUGUCCAAUGCUUUCCGAGAGAUCCUCACACAUAGGCCCUUCGUGUCUGAGUUCCACAACUUCCUGUAUGGGCUGCAACUGCACACCGACUACUUACAGGACAGCCAGUUCUCCAAGUGGAAAGACACAGUGCUGGACCACCUCCCAAACCAGCUGACACAGUUUACGAAGCACUUGUACCUGCUGGACACCGCAUUCUUCGUCAACUCCAGCUAUGCACCCCUCCUCAGGCCAGAGAGAAGAGUUGACCUCAUCAUCCAUCUCAAUUAUUCUGCAGGAUCCCAGACAAAGCACCUGAAACACACAUGUGAGUACUGCACCACACAGAACAUCCCCUUCCCCAGCUACUCGAUCGAGGAGGAUGACAACAAUCUCAAGGAAUGCUACCUGAUGGAGAAUCCCCAGGAGCUGGAUGCCCCCAUUGUGGCUUUCUUCCCACUCAUCAGUGACACCUUCCAGAAGUAUAAGGCUCCAGGUGUGGAAAGAAGUCCCGAGGAGCUGGAGCUGGGCCAGCUGAACAUCUAUGGCCCCAAAUCUCCCUAUGCCACCAAAGAGCUGACUUACUCGGAGUCUGCCUUUGACAAAUUGGUAAAGCUGUCAGAGUACAAUAUCCUCAAUAACAAAGACAAGCUCCUUCAGGCCUUGAGACUGGCGGUGGAGAAGAAGAAACGCAUGAAGAGCCAGUGUCCCUCCUAGGCCCCAGGGAACCCCAUCCAUCCUGUGACUGCUUCAGUUGUCAGAGGCUGACCCCACAUGCAGCUGGCCCUGCUCUCUGGCCAGGAGUACAGGCAGGCUGGCCUCAGCUUUCCAGCAAAAGGUUAAAAGUUAACACAUG